This is a messenger RNA of Orbilia oligospora ATCC 24927, 1629 nucleotides long. RefSeq lists its product as uncharacterized. The transcript has 5 exons. The coding region runs from base 1 to 1629 and encodes 542 amino acids. Gene Ontology annotation, molecular function: catalytic activity; FAD binding. NCBI's taxonomy places the organism in Eukaryota, Fungi, Ascomycota, Orbiliomycetes, Orbiliales, Orbiliaceae. The record is from RefSeq and is a predicted model, not a curated record.
AUGGCUAUCCCACAGAGCUGCACUGUUUUAAUCGUUGGAGGGGGGCCAGCUGGUUCCUACGCGGCAGCAGUCUUGGCUCGUGAGGGAAUUGAUACUGUGGUCCUUGAGGCAGAUAAGUUUCCAAGGUAUCACGUAGGGGAAAGCACGAUUCCAUCGCUACAUUACCUCUUUAAAUUUAUCGAUUUCCAUGAGACCUUCAGCUCUUAUGGAUUUAACCAGAAGAAUGGAGCGUAUAUUAAACUCGCAAAAAAUCAGCCUGUAACUAGUAACGACUUCCGUGCAUUACAGGGACCCAAUGGAUUUGCCUGGAACCUUAUUCGAUCUGAAUUCGACGACUUAGUAUUCAGAUACGCUGGCACCUGCGGAGCCCGUAUUUUCGAAGAAACCAAAGUUGAAAAUAUUGAGUUUGAGCCAUGUUCUAUUCAAACGGUUCCGGGUUCAAAAGAAGAUUCAAGCGGGCUAUUCCACGCUAGAAAGCCGGUGUCCGCUAACUGGGUCCGCAAAAUUGAUGGAACCUCCGGUUCUAUUACCUUCAAGUAUCUCAUCGAUGCGAGUGGGAGACAGGGCGUACUAAGUACCAAGUACCUGAAGAAUAGAAAAUUCAAUGAAAAUUUAAAAAAUGUGGCCAGUUGGGCAUACUGGAAGUCAGACAAUGUAUAUGCUGCUGGGACUCCAACAGAGGGGGCACCAUAUUUUGAAGCGCUAGAAGAUUGUAGCGGAUGGGCAUGGUAUAUUCCAUUGCACAAUGGCACACGCUCUGUGGGAAUUGUUCAGGACCAAAAGUUGAUGGCCAAAAAGAAAGCAAGUCUCGGUCGCCCUUCAACGCUAGAAUUCUAUAACGAAUGUAUAAAAAUGGCACCGACGAUAAAGGACCUUCUCAAGGGUGCAGAAUUUAUCAAUAAUAUUCAAUCAGCUUCAGAUUGGUCUUAUACUGCAUCAACCUACCAUAUACCAAAUGCUCGGAUUUGUGGAGAUGCUGGAGCUUUUAUUGAUCCCCUAUUUUCGUCAGGGGUCCAUCUUGCUAUGAACGGUGGCUUGUCAGCUGCAGCUACUAUUUGCGCAUCCAUCCGAGGACAUUGUGAUGAGGCGACGGCAGGGUCAUGGCAUUCGAAAAGGACGGUUGAAAGCUAUACCAGAUUCUUCUUGGUGGUUAGUAGUGUUACGAGACAAAUGCGCCAACAAAAUGAGCCAAUCCUUCGUGAUAACGACGAGGAAGGCUUCGAAAGAGGCUUUCAAAUUUUCAGGCCAAUCAUCCUAGGCGCAGUCGACAAUAAUAUAGGCAACAAACAUUCUAAAGUUGGGAUUGCAAAAGCCCUCGAAUUCUGCUUUGAAGCCUUUACCCGUGUUACGUCGGAAACAAAAGAUAGUACCCCCCAAGAUCCAAAAACCCUCGGGUUUUCUUCGGGCAAUAACACUAUUACUUCGCAUAGAAACCUCGAGGGUCUGAGACAAAAUCUUACGCCUAACCAGAUAGAGAUUUUGGAAACCCUGACGAGUAGACGUAUGAUCCGGGACGACCGUUUUGAAAUAGAUAGCCAUACGUUUGAUACUAUCGACGGGUAUUUGCUCAAUGCGGUUAGAGGAAAGUUGGGGCUCGUUAAGGCUGAGCAGGUGAAGGUUAACAUUUAA